UGCCAACAUCCCUUUUUUCCUUCUGGUCUAGACUGGGAUGUCCAAACCCUGUGGGUUCUUCUGUGUUGGAACUGUUGCCAUGGAGACCUCCUGAGAUGCUGCAUUUACCGCCGGCCUCCAAUUUAACUUCAGGAUAGAGGCCGCCUCUGGAUCCCACACCCUAUGGGCCCACGGGCUGGUUUUUCUGGUUUGCUCCUCCAGGGCCAGGUGCAUAUUUCUCCAAAGAACCUUCCAGAAGCUGUAGAGCCUGUUUGCAGAAGGUAGUAGGGAGGCCUGCAGUUGUUUCCUGAAAUCUGGAGUUGGAAAUGGCCACACAGGACAGAUCAAGCCAGAAGCUGCCUCAGGCAGCCAAGCCGGCUGCGGAGGGGGAGCCGCACCUGCCCAUGGGCCGGGAGCUGACCGAGGCCCACCGCUUCGCCUACGCCGCCCUGUGUGGCGUCUCCCUGGCCCAGCUGUUCCCAGAACCUGAGCAGAGACCCUUCUGCAUGGAGUUCGUGGCUGGCCUGGUGAAGUGGCUGGAUUUGUCCGAAGCCGUCUUGCCAACCAUGACUGCUUUUGCCAGUGGCCUGGGAGGCGAAGGAGCAGACAUGUUUGCUCAGAUUUUAUCGAAGGACCCCAUCUUGAAGGACGACCCCCUGGUGAUCACUCAGGACCUUCUGAGCUUCUCACUCAAGGAUGGACGCUAUGAUGCGCGGGCACGAGUCCUCGUUUGCCACGUGACCUCCCUCCUCCGAGUGCCCUUGGAGGAGCUGGAUCUCCUGGAAGAGACAUUCCUUGAGAGCCUGAAGGAAAGCAAAGAGGAGGAAUCUGAAAUGGCCGAGGCAUCCCGGAAGAAGAAAGAGAACCGGAGAAAGUGGAAGCGUUAUCUCCUGAUAGGUCUGGCGACCGUCGGAGGCGGGACAGUGAUCGGUGUGACUGGGGGUCUAGCUGCCCCUCUUGUUGCUGCUGGAGCCGCGACAAUCAUUGGCAGUGCCGGGGCGGCAGCUCUGGGCUCAGUGGCCGGCAUAGCUGUCAUGACCUCGCUGUUCGGUGCCGCUGGAGCGGGCCUGACAGGGUACAAGAUGAAGAAGCGUGUCGGGGCCAUUGAAGAGUUCACAUUUCUGCCGCUGUCAGAAGGCAGGCAGCUGCACAUCACCAUCGCCAUCACCGGGUGGCUGGCAUCUGGCAAAUACCGCACCUUCAGCGCCCCAUGGGCUGCCCUGGCCCGUAGCCGCGAGCAGUACUGCCUGGCCUGGGAGGCCAAGUACCUGAUGGAGCUCGGCAACGCCCUGGAGACCAUCCUCAGUGGUCUUGCCAACAUGGUGGCCCAGGAGGCCCUAAAGUACACGGUGUUGUCCGGCAUUGUGGCUGCCCUGACGUGGCCAGCCUCCCUCCUCUCGGUCGCCAAUGUCAUCGACAAUCCCUGGGGCGUGUGUCUGCAUCGAUCAGCAGAGGUUGGCAAGCACCUGGCCCACAUCCUGCUCUCCCGGCAGCAGGGCCGGCGGCCUGUCACCUUGAUCGGCUUCAGCCUGGGAGCCAGAGUCAUCUACUUCUGUCUGCAGGAGAUGGCGCAGGAGAAAGAUUGCCAAGGGAUCAUCGAGGACGUCGUCCUGCUGGGGGCACCCGUGGAAGGAGAAGCCAAGCACUGGGAGCCUUUCCGGAAGGUGGUGUCUGGAAGGAUCAUCAAUGGCUACUGCAGAGGGGACUGGCUGCUGAGCUUCGUGUACCGCACGUCCUCUGUGCAGCUCCGCGUCGCCGGCCUGCAGCCCGUGCUGCUGCAGGACAGGAGGGUGGAGAACGUGGACCUGACCUCCGUGGUCAGCGGCCACUUGGACUACGCCAAGCAGAUGGACAUUAUCCUGAAGGCCGUGGGCAUCCGCACCAAGCCCAGCUGGGAUGGGAAAGGGCUCUCGCUGGCUCCAGGCAGCCUGCCCCAUGAGGAGCCUCACCAGGCAGCAGCCACCUCAUCAGAUAAGACCACCAACCAGGAUGGGCAAACCCAGGGUCCCGCACCCAGAGACACCCCCAAAGCAGCCGCAUCCCCUGACCCCAGCCAACCCCAAGUGCCAACGGGGCUGGAUCAGUCCGAAGGCGCCUCCCUUCCUGCUGCUGCCAGCCCUGCUAAGAGCUCCCAUAUCUGCAGCCAUGGCAUGGGUCCCAACCCACUGGGCUGCCCCAACUGUACCAGUGAGACCCGGGAGCCCUGCCCAGGGCUGGACUGACCCCAGAAGAGUCACUUUCCCAGACUUCCAUGUGCAGCACUCUCUUGCCCCUCUCCACCAGGUUCCUCACAUGAGCUCUGGAGGUGCAGGAUUUCUACCAGUGCCUUUCCUAAAUUGAAGACAUUGGUAUCAGAAGGAAGAGAGGGUUGUAAGGAAACACCGUUCCCUCUCUGAGGAGGCAAGGCCAGAGCCCUGCAGAGUCAACCAAGCACAGCAUAGCAUCCCAGGUCUAACCAGCUGUGGGCCUCCUGUGCUUUGGGUUGGAGCCAUGGGGUCUGGUUGCCCAGGGGGCUCUCUGGAAUCCGGGGCUCCUAUCCUGCCAUGCUCCCCAGCCUCAGAAGCCUGGUGUCUGCCUGCUCUUCCAUCCACUCUCCAGAGCUGCCCACCAGCCCACGGAGCAGGUACAGAUUGGGAGCAGACAGCUUUUUCUCUCCACUCUUGAGAGAUCCAAUGAGAUCUGCCACGUGCAGCCAUGCUGGCAGGCUCUGCUCAACCACAGGGGCAUCCAUCAGAAGACGUGAUGUGAAGGGCGCCCUGCAAAGUUAUGCCACCUGGUGGCCCUGGAUAUCAUUGUUGUAGAGCAAGGUGAAAAAAUGCUGGAGCAGCAUGCAGUAUGGACGGGGAACUGGGCCUAGUGAAAUAUACGGGGGAAGGAUUUCCUAUCGCAGGAACAAAGGUGAUGAUGAUUUUAAUAAUAAAUAGUCAUAAUAGCCACCA
Messenger RNA from Vicugna pacos (alpaca), 2918 nucleotides. The record is from RefSeq and is a predicted model, not a curated record. Lineage: Eukaryota; Metazoa; Chordata; Mammalia; Artiodactyla; Camelidae.